This is a messenger RNA of Magallana angulata, 1421 nucleotides long. RefSeq names its product doublesex- and mab-3-related transcription factor A2-like. The coding region runs from base 151 to 1323 and encodes 390 amino acids. Gene Ontology annotation, molecular function: RNA polymerase II cis-regulatory region sequence-specific DNA binding; protein binding; DNA-binding transcription factor activity, RNA polymerase II-specific. Gene Ontology annotation, cellular component: nucleus. The transcript is spliced from 2 exons. Lineage: Eukaryota; Metazoa; Mollusca; Bivalvia; Ostreida; Ostreidae. The record is from RefSeq and is a predicted model, not a curated record. Gene Ontology annotation, biological process: regulation of transcription by RNA polymerase II; sex differentiation.
UUAUUUUCAAAUGAUAUCGUAUCAAAACUUUAUACUUGUGAUAUAGUUAUAUCCCGUCAAGAAUUUUGUCAAAUAUUAAAAAAACUCGGAGAGAAGAGAUAGAUAGAUAAAUAGACGGAGAGAGAUAUAGAGAACAAAACUCCACUCAGCAUGAACCCAGUAACAGCGCUCUACCCCGUCACAGAGAAGGGGACCCGCAAACCUAAGUGUGCCCGCUGUAGGAACCAUGGAAUGGUGUCCUGGCUGAAGGGCCACAAGCGCCACUGUAAAUUCAAAGACUGCAACUGUGCAAAAUGUAGCCUAAUUGCCGAACGCCAGCGAGUGAUGGCCGCUCAGGUAGCGCUAAAGCGCCAGCAGGCGGCCGAGGACGCCAUUGCGCUCGGACUCAGGUGCGCAACAGAGGGUUCACUUCCUAUCAUGACUCAGGGCCCGCUCUGGGGCCCGGGAACUGUGUCCCCACCUGAGGAUAAAGACAAGAAAGGAACUGACAGCGAUUCCGACGAUUUAGACGACAAUUCCAGCGAUGACAAUGAGCCAGCUACAAAAGUGGUAAAUACUGCGCCAGAGCCGACCAAUUCACGCCCCGACACAUCCACCCCUGACUCCGGGGAGGAGAUGGACCCCGCCCGGGUAAAGCCCUCCGUCCCAUCGACAUACCCCCACUCCCUUCUCCCGCCCAAUGCCUUUCUACCGGGACGUUUGUCUAAUCUAGAAAUACUAGAGAGAAUAUUUCCGUUUCACAGGAAAUCUGUUUUGGAGCUUGUUCUACAAGGCUGUAAUGGAGAUUUGGUGAAAUCCAUCGAACAAUUUUUAUCCAGUCAGGAGAGCAUGCUUUCAAGUCCUCACAUCAAGUCCGACCUCAGGCCACAUCCCUAUCUACAACCCUUUCAGUAUGGAUCAGCAAUGAAAUCUCUGAACGGUAUCUCCAGGUUGUCUCAAAAUGGGCCGGGCUCGGCCUUCACCCCGUUUUCGUCUGCAGGGCCUUUCAAUCCAUCUGCGAUCCACUCGGCCUUCCAAUCUCAUCUAUCAAAUUUCUCGACAGACAGUUUACGUCCAACUUACAUGGCUGGUUCAACAAGACCUGACAUUUUUACGCCGAACAACCAACUGACGUACCCUCGCCUGCAUCCUCUGACAUCAGCGCCAUUUCCGGGAUUUUUCAGUGGUUCGUUCCCGCUAACCCCAUACAGACUUGAUAUGAGUGACGUCAGUUCCUGUCACAAACCUCACUCAGACAAACUUACAGGAAAGGGUUUAACCCCAGAAAAGGGACACGAAGCAGAUAUGUGGGACGACGCCUCUCGUGAGAGAGAACGAGAGUAAUUUGUGACCAGUUAUUGUAGUAGUUUAUGCUUUAUAUCACAUGGGGAACAUUUACGCUGAAUUUUAUGUCUGUGUUUCAUUUAAUAAAACUGUUACAA